Messenger RNA from Owenia fusiformis, 1381 nucleotides. Lineage: Eukaryota; Metazoa; Annelida; Polychaeta; Sabellida; Oweniidae. The record is from the annotation of a GenBank genome assembly.
AUGGAUUCAAAGCAAAACUGUGCUUCGGAUACUACUUCAAAUGGUACAUCUGCAGAUGGUGCAACCGAUGGUGGUACAAAGGAUGACACACUUGGUGUAACAAAAGGCAGAAUUAACCGUGAUGGAAAACCAAAGAAACUUCCUCAGAUGUUUUUUGUACAGGGGACAUACUAUGAAUGUGGAUAUCAAAGAGGAGAGUUUUGUAAGGCUGUUAUUCAAGAGCAUUUUGAUGCAUCAGAAGAGUCAAUUCAGAGAUACCAGGCAUUUUAUGAAACACCAGACGGCAAAGAAUUUGUGGAUGGAUUUAUUUCCAAUUGUACAAAACGAUUCCCACAUUUGAUGGAUGAAUUCAAAGGGAUAUAUGAUGGGGCAAAAGUAGAUAUAAUGAAGGGAUAUUUCCUGUGCUUGAUAUCUUCGCAGUUAGAUGAUGCACUCGGGAAUUUGGAGAGUGCGGUUUUGGCAGAGUAUGGUUGUGUCACCAAGGGCUGCACGGAUAUCUAUGUAAACAAUGAUAAUGAUGUGAUAAUUGGCCACAAUGAAGAUUGGGCUUUGGAUGUCAAUAAUCCAAUUCUCCUACAUUCCAAAAUAGAGCCAUACACAAUGCCUGAUGGCCAAGUCAUUCCAGAACAAAGAAUUAUGGCAGUCUAUGGACAUCCAAUGAAUUUUGGUUCAUCUUGUUGGUUUAAUGGCCAUGGUCUUGGUGUGACUGAUGAUGUUCUUCUCUUCCCAAAGAACAAGCUCUACAAGGAGAGAAAGACACCAUGCGUUAUGAUUGGUCGUUUACUGCAACAAUCCCAAACUCCUGAAGAGCUGACACAGCUCUGUGUUGAUGAGGGGUCAGGUGUAGCCUGGUCAUGGUCUGUGACAUUGAAUUUUGGAGUAUUUGGGAGCUCAACUAUGUAUAAUCUAGAAAUGGGUCCAAGUGAUGGGCCAAGAUCGAAUAUAAGCCUCAAGAAGAUUGUACCUCAGGGCUCAGAGGGAAAUAUAACAGGAGCAUAUUCUCACUUUAACCACACAAAACAUCUCGCUGACACAAGUACUCAAGUCCAGCUUGUGCAUACUCGACAAGCAAUAUAUGAUUCAAAGCCUACUCCUGAAACGCUUAAAGAUGCUCUAGCCAUACUUGGAGACACAGAAGGGGACCAAUAUGCAAUAUAUAUGCCACCUGAAAAGAAAGGACAUUGGGCGACACAUUGGACAACUGUGUUGAACUUCAAACAGAAAUGCCUGUAUGUGUAUAUUGGAAACCCUAAAGACAAGGAGCCAGACAUAGUUCUCCCAUAUGCUAUGCUCCAAUCUACUAUGUGAAGAUCAAUGCCCUCCUGAGCUGAACAUACAUAGUCUCGCUUUAAGUCAACGUGUCCCUCUUAUUUAUACGUCA